Molecule: messenger RNA, 816 nt
Organism: Trichosurus vulpecula (common brushtail)
Lineage: Eukaryota; Metazoa; Chordata; Mammalia; Diprotodontia; Phalangeridae
Product: 1-acyl-sn-glycerol-3-phosphate acyltransferase beta-like
Exons: 1
Coding region: 1-816 (271 amino acids)
Biological process (GO): phosphatidic acid biosynthetic process
Cellular component (GO): membrane; endoplasmic reticulum
Molecular function (GO): 1-acylglycerol-3-phosphate O-acyltransferase activity
Source: RefSeq, a predicted model, not a curated record
AUGGUCGGUCUGGAGCCGUGGAUUUGGGCGCUGCCGCUGCUGAGCCGAACUGCCAAAUUCUAUUUCAAGAUCGGCUCCUACUGCGUGUUAUGCUUGGUGGGCGCCGCGGUGGCCAGCGUGGUCUGCGUCCUGUGCCAUGGGGGCCGCACCGUGCGCAACAUGAGUAUCAUCAAGAGAUUUGUCCAAACUUUCAAGUACUUUUAUGGGCUUCGGUUUGAGACACACGGUGAAGAGAAACUGCAUGAUGACAGGCCGUGUGUCAUCAUCUCCAACCAUCAGAGCAUCCUGGAUAUGAUGGGUCUGAUGGAGAUCCUCCCAAGAAACUGCAUUCAGAUUGCCAAGCGGGAGCUGCUUUACACAGGCCCUGUGGGCCUAAUCAUGUACCUUGGGGGUGUCAUCUUCAUCAACAGAAAGCAGACAAGCACAGCCAAGUCAACGAUGGAGGAGGUGGGAAACACCUUGGUUAGGGAGAAUCUGAAAGUGUGGAUUUAUCCUGAGGGAACGCGCAAUGAAAGUUAUGACCUUUUGCCAUUCAAGAAGGGUGCCUUUUAUCUGGCUGUCCAGGCCCAGGUGCCAAUCGUUCCUGUGGUAUAUUUGUCAUUCUCUUCCUUUUACCAUCCAGGGAAGAAAAUCUUCACAUCAGGGAAGAUCAAAAUAGAAGUGCUGGAUCCAAUCAAGACAGAAGGCCUGACAGUGACUGACAUCCCAAAGUUGCUAGAGACCUGCCAUUCUGUCAUGAAAGAGACAUUUUUCAGACUAUCUGACAAGCUGAGUGAAAAUGGGACCAAUGGUCCAAACAUGCAGCCUGUGCAGUAG